Molecule: messenger RNA, 2206 nt
Organism: Rhododendron vialii
Lineage: Eukaryota; Viridiplantae; Streptophyta; Magnoliopsida; Ericales; Ericaceae
Exons: 2
Coding region: 150-2186 (678 amino acids)
Source: RefSeq, a predicted model, not a curated record
AUCGAGAUGCUUGAACAGUUACAAAAAAUAAUUUAGGGCUUUACGCAGACGACCGGCUCUCUCUCUCAAGGCAAAGUAGGAGCACCCAUCUCUGCUUUCUCUCAAGUCUCACCUUUGGCUUUGGAGUCUCUAGACCGCAGUUUAUUGAUAUGAGAAGGGUGUCUACCAUUGAUGGGUAUUUCAAAAAAAAAAACCCAAAUUGUUCAAUUUUAGAGGUCAAUGCUGGUGAGAUCCCAUUGCCGGCUUCAACAACUAUCGAUAUACCAAUAAUCGAAAAAAUUGACAUACCAGAGGAAAAUGCUGGUGAGACUUCAUCGCCAGCUUCUACUACUAGUAUUGAUAUACCAAUAUUUGAAAAUUCACCUACAAAGUAUCGAAGAAUUGAAGUUAGGAAAAUUGAUGUGAGUUUGUUGGAGUGUGAUCCUGGAUUAUGUAAGCAGAUAUGCGACUAUGAUGUUAACCAACAAGAUGAAAUUCGAAGAGCUUAUAUUAAGCUAGGUCCUUGCCAACCUAUACUUCCCAAUUAUCCAAAAUCUGGAAAAGAAAAGCACCUACGCAGUUUUCACCGCGCUUGGUUCAAGGCAUUUCCUUUGUGGCUUGAAUAUUCAAUUGAAAAAGAUGCAGCCUUUUGUCUUCCGUGCUUUCUUUUCAGCAAGUCCACUGGAACAUCUGGUUAUCAUGGGCAAGUUGCAUUCAUAAUUGAGGGAUUUAAGUCUUGGAAGAAAGCAAUGGAUGGAGUCCGGGGUGGUUUUUUUAAUCAUGUGGGAAAAGAUCCGAGCUCUUUUCACAAAAUUGCCCAAAGAUCAUGUGAAGAUUUGAUGAAUCAAUCGCAACACAUACAAAAGGUGCUAGAUAAUUUCACUUCAGAGCAAAUUGCAAAUAAUAGACUACGGUUGAAGGCCUCAAUUAAUACGGUAAGAUUGCUCGCACAUCAAGGUAUUGCUUUUAGAGGGAGAGAUGAAAGUGCUAGUUCAAUGAAUCGUGGAAAUUUUCUUGAAACAUUACAUUAUGGUGCGUCUUUCAGUGAGAAAAUGGUUGACUUGAUAAAGAAUGCUCCCAAGAAUGCAACUUACACAUCCCCACAAAUCCAAAAAGAAAUUCUACAUGCUUGUUCAACCAAAGUGCAGAAGGAAAUUCGGGAAGAAAUUAGUGAUGCAAAGUUUUGUUUGAUUGUUGAUGAAGCUCAUGAUGAAUCAAUGAAAGAGCAAAUGGCUAUAGUUUUAAGAUUUGUUGACAAGUGUGGUUUUGUGCGAGAACGUUUUUUUGUGGUUGUCCACGUCCCUAACACUACCUCAUUAACCUUAAAGCAUGAGAUCUAUUCUAUACUAUCUCAUCAUAGUCUUAAUAUUCAAAAUAUUCGAGGUCAAGGAUAUGAUGGUGCGAGUAAUAUGAGGGGUGGGUGGAAUGGCUUGCAAGCUUUGAUUUUGAAGGUUUGUCCAUAUGCUUAUUAUAUUCACUGUUUUGCGCAUAGAUUGCAAUUGGCACUAGUGGCAUCAUCGAAAGAAGUUGGUGUUGUUUAUUGUUUUUUCACAAAAUUGCCUCCGAUUGUCACUACAGUUGGUGCUUCGUGCAAACGUUUUGAGGAACUGAAAUUGGCUCAAGCGAGUGAUAUUGAACAUUUGUUAGCAAUUAAUGAGCUUGAGAGUGGAAGCGGACUUAAUCAGAUUAGCACUUUGCAACGACCUGCCGAUACUCGUUGGAGUUCUCACUUGAGAUCAAUUUCUAGCUUCAUAAAGUUGUUUAGUCCCACAUGUGUUGUUUUGCUUAAAGUCCAGGCUGAAGGAAAUAGUUCUCAAAGAGGAGAAGCGAAAUCGGCAUAUGAGGAAAUCACCACAUUUGACUUCGUCUUUAUGUUGCACUUAAUGAAAGAGAUUUUGUUGAUAACAGAUUCUCUUUGCCAAGCUUUACAAUGUAAGACUCAAGACAUUUUAAAUGCCAUGAAUCUUGUUUCAUCUACCAAAGAACUUCUUCAAAAACUUAGAGAUGAUGGAUGGGAUGCUUUAAAUUCCAAUGUGAUAUUAUUUUGCGAGGCACGGAAUAUUGAUGUUCCUGACAUGAAUGGUCGUUACAUUGAGAGAGGCGGUCGAGCUCGCCAUCAACAAGAUGAUUUUACUAUUGAACAUCAUUAUCAAGUGGAUAUUUUCAAUGCCGUGAUAGAUUAUCAAGUGCAAGAGUUAAAACGCUGAUUUGGUGAGCAUGCCAUGGA